Messenger RNA from Colletotrichum destructivum, 483 nucleotides. RefSeq lists its product as uncharacterized. NCBI's taxonomy places the organism in Eukaryota, Fungi, Ascomycota, Sordariomycetes, Glomerellales, Glomerellaceae. The record is from RefSeq and is a predicted model, not a curated record. The transcript is spliced from 3 exons. Bases 1 to 483 code for a protein of 160 amino acids.
AUGGCGCGCUGCAUGGCACCACGACCGCUCAGUCCUGGCCUGCCAAUCCACUGGGCGGCGCUACCUCGUACGGGUGCCGCUACAGUCAAGACUGCCGACCCAUUCCGCCAUUCCGCCCGCUUCUGCCUACUUCUCCCAGCUCCGACGCCAGACCCAGCAUGCCGCGUCAGUCAGGUAAUGCAGAGCUGCGGCAGCGGCAACAUCAGAAUCAUCGUGGCGCCGGUCUCGCCGUCAAAUCUGACAGCAGGGUCACCAGACCACGUUGUCGGCAUGUCGCCCGGACGCAACGACAUGACGUGGGGACGGAACGCACAAAAAAAAAAGGUCAUGACGCCCCAGCGACACAAACGCGCGAAAACGGCACUUUUGGCUUCCUUCUUCAUGGCGCCUGCGCUGCUUUCGGGCACCCGCGGCCUACUGUACUGGCAGAAAUUCUAUGGGCCGUCCCAGCAACCAGACGGCUUGCGACGUGUGAGUCAUUGA